Amphimedon queenslandica is the source of this 377-nucleotide messenger RNA. RefSeq names its product 40S ribosomal protein S12-like. Gene Ontology annotation, molecular function: structural constituent of ribosome. The transcript is spliced from 3 exons. Gene Ontology annotation, biological process: translation. The record is from RefSeq and is a predicted model, not a curated record. Lineage: Eukaryota; Metazoa; Porifera; Demospongiae; Haplosclerida; Niphatidae. The annotation marks the transcript as partial. Gene Ontology annotation, cellular component: ribosome.
CCUCCUCCCUGUAGACGUCAAGCAUAUUUGUGCAUUGUUGCUAAGAACUGCUCUGAGGCUGGUUAUCUUAGGCUGGUCGAAGCACUUUGCAAGGAACACCAGAUCAGUCUCCUGAAAGUAGAGGAUAAGGAAGAACUGGGCGAAUGGGUUGGUCUUUGCAAGAUUGAUAAAGAUGGCAAGCCAAGGAAGAUUGUUAAAUGCAGCUGCGUUGCUGUAAAGGAUAUUGGUACUGAUACUGAAGCUUGGAGUACUGUACAAGAAUACAUAAAGACCCAAACAGCUGCUGCUGUUUGAUGAAUCUGAACCACCGUUCAAUUGAAUGCCUAUUGCCUUUUUUGUUUAAUAUGAUUUCUUUAACUUUAAUUUGUCAUAAUGAG